GGCAAAAAAAAGGGGACAUUUUUUUUUUUCCAUCCAUGGCCUCUUUUGGAUAUUUCCUGUUUCUCUGUGGGCUGAGUCAAGCGAUGUCAAGUUACCCAAUCUGGUGGUCCUUGGCCAUUGGUCACCAGUACUCGUCCCUGGGAACUCAGCCCAUCCUCUGCGGCAGCAUCCCCGGGCUAGUCCCCAAACAGCUGCGCUUCUGUCGAAACUAUGUGGAGAUCAUGCCCAGCGUUGCCGAAGGUGUCAAGAUUGGGAUUCAGGAGUGCCAGCACCAAUUCCGCGGGCGGCGGUGGAACUGCACCACGGUCAAUGACAGCCUGGCCAUCUUUGGGCCUGUUCUGGACAAAGGUGAGUGCAGAGCCAUGUGGGUAAGAGGUGACGGUGUCCAUGGCCUAGCCGAGGAGAUGGCCAUCAACACCCUGUUCACUCGUUGGGAAGAGGAGUGA
Molecule: messenger RNA, 446 nt
Organism: Gavialis gangeticus (Gharial)
Lineage: Eukaryota; Metazoa; Chordata; Crocodylia; Gavialidae
Product: protein Wnt-3a-like
Exons: 2
Coding region: 36-446 (136 amino acids)
Biological process (GO): neuron differentiation; cell fate commitment; multicellular organism development
Cellular component (GO): extracellular region
Molecular function (GO): frizzled binding; cytokine activity
Source: RefSeq, a predicted model, not a curated record